Messenger RNA from Saprolegnia diclina VS20, 2516 nucleotides. RefSeq lists its product as hypothetical. Gene Ontology annotation, cellular component: cytosol; nucleus. The record is from RefSeq and is a predicted model, not a curated record. The transcript is spliced from 10 exons. Lineage: Eukaryota; Oomycota; Saprolegniomycetes; Saprolegniales; Saprolegniaceae. Gene Ontology annotation, molecular function: protein serine/threonine phosphatase activity; calcium ion binding. Bases 72 to 2444 code for a protein of 790 amino acids.
CGCCGACCUGCCAACAGAAAAAAGCCGUGCUUUUUGACCAAUCACGAACAGUUGCGAGUCGGCCACGCACGAUGAAGCGCAAGCGCGACGACCUCGAGGCGACGACGACGGCCGGCGAGGGCCACGACGAGAAGCGGGCCUGCGAGGGCAUCGCCGACGACGCGAGUGCCCAUGGCUACGCGGUCGGCGCCCGGGUCAUGGUCUUCGGCAAGUACGCAGCGAGCAUUCGGUACCUCGCACCGUCCGACGGCCUCGCUGGCGUCGAGCUGGACCGAGCGGUGGGCAACUGCGACGGCACGUUCCAGUCCCAGCGGCUCUUUUCCUGCAAGCCGCACCGUGGCAUGGUCGUUCGCCUCGAGCAGCUGCAGGUGUUUUCGCCGCAAGAAGCAGCCGCGUGCACGAUCCAGGCCGUCUGGCGUCGGCGUCGAUGCCUCCGCGCGUUUCAAACGCUCGUGCUCACGUCGUCUUGGAACGUUCUCGACAACCACAACGAGCAGCUCAACCUCAAGCGGGCCGAGCUCACAAAAGGCGCGUCCGACACGCUCCUCGCAUUGGCCCAGCAGCGGCGCGAGGCCCACCCGCCGCUCGUCCGAGCCGUCUCGCGCCUGCCUGCGAGCUACUCUGGCCCCACGGUAUCCUUGCCAUUGACGCUCGCGUCGGUGCUGUCGAUGCUCGACGCGUUCAAGCGCAGCGAGCCACUCCACGCUUCGUUUGUCUUGCCCAUUCUGGACGCCGCGAUCCCUCUCUUUGCGUCCGAGUCGACGGUCCAGCACAUUCGACUGCCGUCGACGGCGCACAAGCUCACGAUCGUCGGGGAUCUCCACGGCCAGCUCCAGGACCUCUUUUGCAUCUUCAGUGCCAACGGACUUCCGUCGCCCGCCAACAUGUACCUCUUCAACGGCGACUUUGUCGACCGCGGCGUGUACGGCGCCGAAGUGGUGUUGACGCUCGUGAGCUUCAAGCUGCUGUACCCCAACGCGGUGUUUCUCAACCGCGGCAACCACGAGUGUCGCAACCAAAACGGCUGGAUGGGCUUUGAAGAAGAGAUUCUGCUCAAGUACAAGUCGGACGACGUGAAAGCGCAAGCAACGACGGUCCUCGAGCGCUUUCAGACGUGCUUUGAUGCGCUGCCACUCGCAUCGGUCGUGCUCGACAAGAUCUUUGUGGUGCACGGCGGCCUCUUUGGCCAGCCCCGCGUGACGCUCGCCGACCUCGCAGCGAUCCCGCGCCGACGCGAGCCGCCGUUGCACUCGCAGCACCCCCAGGACAAGCUGUUUGAAGAGCUCUUGUGGAGCGAUCCGCGUCAGAUUCGAGGCCGCCAGCCGUCGUUGCGGGGCGCGGGCGUCGAGUUUGGCGACGAUGUCACGGUCGAGUUUUGCGCCACCAACAAGGUGGCGCUGGUGAUUCGGUCGCACGAGUGUGUGCCCGAAGGCUACGCGAUCCAGCACGGCGGCCGACUCAUCACGCUCUUCUCCGCGUCGCGCUACUGCGGCACGCAGCUCAACCAAGGCGCGUACUUGACACUCGGCGCCGACUGCAAGCCCGAGAUCCAGCAGUUUAUGGCACCGACAUUGGGGCAGUACGCCAAAAAGGACGUGCUCUUCGCCGUCGCGUCGUCGCCCGAGCUGGACGACGACGGGUCGUCGCACCUCGAGAUGAAGAAGGCGUCGCUCGAGGGCGACUUGCUGCGCAUGAUUGCCGAGCGCAUUUGCGACCAAAAGACGGAGCUCUUUUUGUAUUUUACGCAGCACGAAGCGCCGGAUGCCCCGGGGCACGUCUCGCGGCUCGCGUGGGCCGAUGCGCUCAGGACGGUCCUGGCACUGGACGUGCCGUUCUUGUUGUAUCAGCCCAAACUCACCGAGACCGAAGGCGACGGACGCAUCAACUACUCGAGCACGAUGGUGGCGCUCGUGCAGAUCGGCAAGGCGUUCUUCCAGCUCGACGGGUCGCUUCUCUCGAGCUUUGAGCGCUUUGACACCAACCACGACGGCGUCCUGCAAGCACACGAGCUCCACCAAGCGCUGCAGCAGCUCGGCCUCGACUUUGCCGACGAGCUCUUCCACAAGGUGUGGCGCGCGAUCGAUCUCGAUGGUGGCAACACGGUCGACUACAAGGAGUUCCUCGCAGCCUUUAGCGUGCAGGACAAGCGCAUGUCCGCGUCGGCGCUCACGUGGCAGCAGACGAUUCUGCAGCAAGUGUCGAACGUCCUGUACCAGCACCGGAUCCACAUGCGGUCGGCGUUCCGUCUCUUUGACCAAGACAAGAGCGGAAGCAUCUCGCGCGACGAGUUCCGCGCUGGCAUCUCGACGUUCAAUGCCAUUUUGGACAAACCGCUGAGCGACGACCAAGUCGACGCGCUCCUCACGCACCUUGACGCGGACGGCGACGGCAACAUUAGCUACAACGAGUUCCUCGAAGGCUUCCAAGUCGUAAGCAUGGAAUAGGAGAGUGGAUUAGGUAUCUUGGCGACCUACUUGUCUUCGGGCGUCCACGCGUCCUGACUGCGUUUGGCGUCG